AUGGACCCAACAACAGAAGGAUUCGGGGUGAAAAUCUACGAAAUAUCCCCACGGCCAAACCUCACCAAGUACCCAUCAGCGCCAGCGGCGGCGGCCUCCAUCUCCGUCGUCUCCGACCUUCCACCGCCGCCGGGAGGCGGCCGGAGAAAACGGGCAAUGGCGAACGGGGUCCAAAAAACGCUCUCAAAAACCUCUCUACUCGCCAACUUCCUCCCCACCGGAACCCUCCUCUCCUUCGAAAUGGUCCUCCCGAGCGUCUACGGCAAAGGCGACUGCUCCGCCGUGAGCGCCGCCAUGAUCGUCGUCCUCCUCACCCUCUGCGCCCUCUCCUGCUUCUUCUUCCACUUCACCGACAGCUUCCGCGGCCCCGACGGGAAGGUGUUCUACGGCUUCGUCACCCCCGGCGGGCUGGCCGUGUUCAAGAGCGACGCCGGCGUGGAGAUCCCCAAGGACGAGCGGUACAAGGUUGGGAUCACCGACCUCGUCCACGCGGUCAUGUCGGUGCUGGUUUUCGUCGCCAUCGCGUUUUCCGACCACCGCGUCACUGACUGCCUGUUCCCCGGACACGCGAAGGAGUUGUACGAGGUAAUGCAGAGUUUCCCGUUGAUGGUCGGGAUCAUUUGCAGUGGAUUGUUCCUCGUCUUCCCCAACACCCGUUAUGGCGUUGGCUUCAUGUCCCCCUGA
This is a messenger RNA of Ipomoea nil (Japanese morning glory), 684 nucleotides long. RefSeq lists its product as uncharacterized. NCBI's taxonomy places the organism in Eukaryota, Viridiplantae, Streptophyta, Magnoliopsida, Solanales, Convolvulaceae. The transcript has a single exon. Gene Ontology annotation, biological process: endomembrane system organization. Bases 1 to 684 code for a protein of 227 amino acids. The record is from RefSeq and is a predicted model, not a curated record.